Molecule: messenger RNA, 4240 nt
Organism: Archocentrus centrarchus (flier cichlid)
Lineage: Eukaryota; Metazoa; Chordata; Actinopteri; Cichliformes; Cichlidae
Product: CCR4-NOT transcription complex subunit 2-like
Exons: 15
Coding region: 187-1821 (544 amino acids)
Biological process (GO): regulation of DNA-templated transcription
Cellular component (GO): CCR4-NOT core complex
Source: RefSeq, a predicted model, not a curated record
UAUCUGUCUUUAAAGCUCUUGGGAGCCCUGGUGUCUGACAGUAGAGUACAGUAGAGCACAGUAGAGCAGGGCAGAGUGGAGUAGAGUUGAGUGAUGGAGCCUUCCCAGCAUCUUCCUGAUUGGCAGGGAGAUGUCGGCCAUCUUGGAUUGUAGCGGGGAAGAAGGAUUGAUGCGGUGACACGCGGCAUGUUUGGUGCUAACCGGAAGAAGUUUAUGGAGGGAGGGAUAGAGAGCGACUACGGGGACGACUCCAGCCUCUACUACAGCCAGCAGUCCAUGUUCCCUCCUCACCGUGCAGACAAAGACAUGCUGGCGUCUUCCUCUGCCUCCUCAGCGGGUCAACUGUCACAGCUUGGAGCCAGCUUAUAUGGCCCGCAGAGUGCUUUGGGGUUUCCCAUGAGAGGCAUGAACAGCAGUGCAGCUCCUCCGUUGAGUCGCAGCGGGUUGAACCAGUCUGCUGGUCAGCUCUCCAGUACGCCCAAUGCUGGCUCAAUGCACACGCCCCCCUCACCCAGCAGGGGGAUCCUGCCCAUGAGCAGCCGGAGCGUGCUGAACCACAGCCAGCAGGUAGGGGGUCCAACGGGGCAGGCAGGUGGGAUGGGAGGUGGAGGAGGUGAGAGGGGAGGCGGCGGCGGUGGAGGGAGGAGUGGCAGCAUGGGGAGUCCCAGCCGGUCGUCACCCAGCAUCAUCGGGAUGCCCAAACAGCAGCAAGCGCGGCAGCCGUUCACCAUCAACAGUAUGUCGGGGUUUGGAGUGAACAGGAAUCCAGGCUUCAUGAACAACUCGAUAUCCAACAACAUCUUCAAUGGCACAGACGGCAGUGAGAAUGUGACGGGGUUGGACCUGUCGGAUUUCCCGGCGUUAGCCGACAGGAGUCGGAGGGAUGGAGGUUCAAAUCCCACCCCGCUGCACAACCCGCUGACCGGUCGGGCUCCCUACGUUGGCAUGGUAACCAAGCCGUCCAGUGAGCAGUCGCAGGACUUCUCCAUCCACAACGAAGAUUUCCCAGCUCUCCCUGGGCCAAACUACCAAACGAAAGACCCCACCAGCACCAGCGAAGACAGCAAAACGAAUCUGAACUCGUCGGGAAAGUCCUCCUCCAACUCAGACGGUCCAAAGUUCCCUGGUGAUAAGAGCUCGGCACCGAGCAACAACAACCAGCAGAAGAAAGGGAUUCAGGUGCUUCCUGAUGGCCGAGUGACCAAUAUCCCUGUCGGCAUGGUAACAGACCAGUUUGGAAUGAUUGGCCUGCUGACGUUCAUCCGGGCGGCAGAGACUGACCCCGGCAUGGUCCACCUGGCACUGGGCUCUGACCUCACCACGCUCGGCCUCAACCUCAACUCGCCUGAGAAUCUCUAUCCUAAGUUUGCGUCUCCGUGGGCGUCGGCGCCGUGUCGACCGCAGGAUAUAGACUUCCACGUCCCCUCAGAGUAUUUAACCAACAUCCACAUAAGGGACAAGGUACAUCCUUCAAAAGACAGCCCAAAGUUAGCAGCUAUCAAGUUGUCUCGGUAUGGUGAAGAUCUGCUGUUUUAUCUCUACUAUAUGAACGGAGGAGACCUCCUCCAACUGCUGGCUGCUGUAGAACUCUUUAACAGGGAUUGGAGGUAUCAUAAAGAGGAGCGGGUUUGGAUCACUCGAGCUCCGGGGAUGGAGCCCACGCUGAAGACCAACGCCUACGAGAGAGGGACCUACUACUUCUUUGACUGCCUCAACUGGAGGAAGGUGGCCAAGGAGUUUCAUCUGGAGUACGACAAACUAGAAGAGCGACCUCACGUUCCCUCCACCUUCAACUACAAUCCUGCCCAGCAGGCCUUCUGAUUGGCUCUCCCUCCUCCUGCCUGCCUGCCAUUGGCCCUCCUGACCCCGUUAGGUUUUUCCACCUGCACACACUGAACAGGGAGGACGUCCCGGCUCCUGUCCUCUUCUCUGAACAGACUUCAUUGUUUUAUCUUUUUCAGAGUUUUGUUCCUUCUUUACCUCAUUUAUUAUUAUUAUUAUUUUUUUAUUUCCCACUUCUCCUCCAUCAGUUUGAUUUGGCUGGUCUGUUAAGUGGAGCACAGACACAAGCACUGCAAAUAAGUGUCCAUCUGAUCGAGUGAUUCAUGUUUCUUAAGAAUCGACUAUUUUUGUCUCCAGAAGCUUUUAAGAAAACCCAGAUUUUAACCCAGGAAGUGAUCACCUGUCAGGAUGGAUAAUUAUUUCACACCGUGUCGCAGCUCUGAAACAUUUUUCACCCUCUCUUUAUCAGGUUUAACCUCAGCAUUACAGAUCAGAACACAUCAUCGGACAGUCAGGAGAGGAAAUGCAAUGUACAUUGUAGCACUAUUUCAUAAUAAAAGAGGAAAAAAUAUCUUUUUUUUUUUUGGUUUCUUCGUGUUAUGAAGCGGGUUUAAUUUAAACAGACAGGUGAGAGUGCAGCAGGUGACGUCAUACUGCAGGGAAAUCUUUCACAAGUGGAUACAAGUACUGAAACUGGCGUCAGUCAUUUACAAAUGAAAGGCUGAAACUGUCUCAUUUUCUUUUUAAUAAACUCUUUGAUACAUGGAUUUGUCCAUGCAGAGGUCAACUUUAGAAUGAUUAAAUUAUUCUGGCUCUUACUUUGUGCCAUAUAUAAACAUAAGUACAGUAAAGGGGGUGAGCCUGUGUGGCUUCAUUUGACAAGAAAUAUGUGCAUUUCUCUGGAGUUCUUCUUGAUUCAAUAACUAGAAAAAUGUUUAUUCUUGAGUAAAUUAAACUCCGUUUACCAUAACUGCUGAUUGGGCUCCGGGGAAAACCUGAGUGGGUGGCACCAAAAAUUGUUCUAAGCAGGAAAAAUCCUGUAAAAUGCCAACAGGGCUGCAGCGUGAUUCUGAAUGUCUCUGUGUUAGCCUGCCAGGGUUUACUGUAAGCUCACAGCUCAUCCCACUGUCGGCUUAUCCUGAGAAUAAGUGGGCAUAAAAAAUGAAUAUGAUAGAUCAAUAGUUGGAUAGCUGCUCCUGCUGAUCAUCUGUGUGUCUAUAAAUCAAGGAAAUCACUUUAAAAACCUUUUUAGUUUGCUGUCGUGUCCGUACAUCACAGUAAGUUCAGGUUUGAGUUUUGUAGUUAAACACAUUCUGCUGCUUGUAUCCACUUUUUGAAGAUUAGUUACUUUCUGCACUGAAAGAUCAGAGAAGUGUUCACAGUUUGCCAUCGAGCGGCGGUCAGAGCGGUGAGGCGGGGUUUGGGGUUUAGUGAGGUAACCCGAGGUGUAACCAGCGCACCAUCAGCCGCCCCCGCCCCUUCCCAUCCAUGAUUUUAUUCUAAUUUUACCCCGACUUUAAACACUCCUGCUUUUGAAGCUUCCUGUUUCUUCACCUUUAACAUUAUUUUCUUCAUUUUCCGCCUGGUAACAGUCAACCCAAUCAGAUCCUUAUGGUACCACCGCCAUACCUGUAAGCUGAAUACAAAGCUGCAUUCAGGAGCUAAUUAGCAUAGCUUAGCAUAAACACUGAAAGCAAGUGGAAACUGCUAGCCUGGCUCUCUGGAAAGUCCCCAUUUAAACAUGUUUUAAUUUAAUCUGUAGAAAACAGGAAGCAGAAAAACUGUAAACUCUUUUUCUGCUUCAUGUUUUUCUGUUGGGACCAGUUUACUCCAAGGAAAUUAGGAUUUUUACAUUUUUAAUGCCGCUUAAUGUAAUUAACGUCUUAAUCAUGAGUGGUGCUUUUAUGCUAACUGUUGAAGCCCAUGUCAGUCUUUAUGCUAAGCUAAUUAGCUCCUUGCUGUAGCUUCAGAAAGUGUCGCUGAUCUGACUUUGAAAGUCUUUCCUUUAAAACUUCAUCACAAAACAAAAAUCAUCCCAAAACCUUUAUUUUAAGGCUCUUUGAGUUUUCCUUUAAAUGCCCCCAGGAGGCGCCACUGUUCGGUUAUGUACACGUAUUUUAAAUGCGUGUACAUAAACAUGAGGCAGCAUUUUUAGGAAAAACAAAAAGGGGUAAAACAGAAAAGAAACCCCUCCCUCUUCAGCUGGCCGCCACUUAAUGAUGCAAUACUCUCAUUUCCUGUUACGGAGCCGGUUUCCAGGGGACCACGCCCGACUCCGCCCACCUAGGAACAACAAUCACGGGAGGAGGGGCCAGCUCAUUCACACUGCAGCAGCAGCAAAGCCAAGGACACGCCCACAGACCCGUGUGACCUGUCUGAGGAGUUUUGAUUGGAGGAUGAGGACUGAGGCACUUGGCCGUUGGCUGUUUUAUUAAAUAUGGCAGCUAGUGUUUUAAUA